AUGCGGUUGUUCAAGAAGCUGCUCAUCCGGACUGCGUCCUUUGCUCGAGCAAAAUCGUCGGAACUGCCCCGGGACUCGCUGGGUCACCUGUUCCAGUCCAACCGAGGGCAGAGCGGCGACGCCAGUGGCGAUGCCAUGAGGGAGUGCACUUCCGACAUCAAGUGCCGAACCGAAAGCUUGCCUUCACUCCUCGUGCAGCCUCCACAGCGAUUCCUCCCUGAACUGGCUGGCGUUGAGGAGGAGGAGUCCGAAGCAAGGCUUCACUAUUGGGGUGCCAUUCUCCUGUUGUCACCACCCAUGAUGGCUGUCAUGUGCGAAUCCAUGCGGCUUUGCUUCUAUUGUGCCAAGCAUUUCCAUGAAAGAAACGCCUACGGACAGCUUGUCCGAAAUGAUGAUGAAGCAAGUGACUUGGAAAGUCCUAUGGUACCAAUAAGAACCGACCAUCCAUUCAAGGGACCCAACACUUGUUUCAUAGUUCCCCUCCUUUGCUACCACCUCACAUGUGCCGGCAUCGUGACCUUGGCCAUCUUCAGUGGUUGGCUUUCCAGCGAAGGAGGUGGUUUGGCCUGGGAGCUUUGGGUUUUGUGGCAACAGCUGUGCCUCUGGAACCUGUUUCUGCAGAACUUGGUUCGAUGCCUGCGGGUCGAUAGCCAUGCCUUGGAGGCAUCGACUUGCACAACCGUGCUGGCGUACACAGCGCCAUUUGCGAGCGAGAUGGCAGACACGAUGAAGGAUUGGGUGGUGACGGGAAUUUGCAUCCUUCAUGCAGAGACGUGGAUCGGCUUCCUCAUCGGAGCAGCGAUUGUUGGGAUUGAAGCUGCAAUCAGGAUGGGAUGGAUCGGGAAGCCUCCUCGUGUCUCUUACUCCUUUAUUUUUCUUCUAGUGACGUGGUAG
Durusdinium trenchii is the source of this 894-nucleotide messenger RNA. The record is from the annotation of a GenBank genome assembly. Lineage: Eukaryota; Dinophyceae; Suessiales; Symbiodiniaceae.